UUUGCUUGAUCUUAUUUUGUAUUUGGUCCUUAUAAUUAAUUCUUAUUUCUGAGAAAGAAAUGAGUGCACAAGUUUGUUAACUUUCAAACAAUUGAACGUUUGAGUGUAAAACUCUAUUGUAAAAACUUGUAUAAAACAGGAACAAACCAUGAAUAUUUUUGAUCAAAUCAUGCCAUUGAAUUCUGUUGGGAAUGAAGUAUCCGGUUACAUUAAUGCAUUGAAUGAAGAAUUCUAUAUCCAAUUAUCUGUUCAAGAAUCAAAACAAAUUAAAAAAAUAAGGUUGUCUGGAUGUGAAAAACUUCAAAAACUUUUGAAACCUGUCCAAGAUGAUCUAGAACAGCAUUUACUCCAAACUAAUUCAGUCACGGAUAUGUUGCAUGAAAUACAAAAUGUGUUAAUUAUGCAACUGCGCUCAACUGCCAUAAAUCAAACAGUGGAUUUACAUAUGGGAUAUAACCUGUUACUUGAGCAACUUCAAGCAGUUGGUUGGGACAAGGUUCAUUACAUAAGCUCUGAUUUUCAAUCUGUUCAUUUGAAAGCCAUUGAUGAGUUUGAUCGAGAACACAUUUUGAAGCUCUGGAUUCCAGAAAAGUUUCCAAAAGAACCACCUCGAUAUGAAUAUGAUUUGCCUGAAGUAUUCGACUUUAAAUGGCUUCCAGAUGAUACUUUUUCAACAAUAUUUAGUGCAUUCCAAGAAGUUUUAAUGAAGCACUCAGAGUUUUGGGAUAAUCUUGAUGAAAUUGAUGCAAAAACCUGGGUUUUGGAACCUGAAAACCCUAAGAGAAGUGAUUGUAAAAGAAGAAUUGCUAUAUCAUCUGGAGUAUCUUUAUUAUUACUUGUUGACCCAGCGAGGCCUACAGCUGUACCAACUUGCAGUUAUCUUGGUCCUGACAGAAUUGUAGAACCUGUAAGAGAAAAGUUCAAUUCCAAUAUACAUCUGUGGAGUGAAUAUAAUUCUCUGCUAUACAAUUUAAAACAAGUAUUAGAAAUUGAAUUUCCUUCUCCAGAAUCGGCUACUAAAGAAGAAUUUUGCAUGGAAUGUGGAAUUUGUUACUCCUAUCAUUUGGGUGAUGCCGUUCCUACUAUGAAUUGUGAUAAUUCUUCAUGCAACCAAAUGUUUCAUCAUUCAUGUUUGUAUGAAUACAUUAGAAUGCUUCCAGAUGUGAGAACUAGUUUUAAUAAGCUGUUUGGAGAGUGUCCUUAUUGCAGCAAACCACUUUGGUGUACAGUUCCAUGAGAGGAGAGAGACUACACAGUAAUAUAAAGUCAAAGAAAAAAAAGUUUAUAUAGAAAUUUGUAUAUAGCC
Messenger RNA from Uloborus diversus, 1306 nucleotides. RefSeq names its product E3 ubiquitin-protein ligase FANCL-like. Gene Ontology annotation, molecular function: ubiquitin protein ligase activity. Gene Ontology annotation, cellular component: nucleus; Fanconi anaemia nuclear complex. The transcript is spliced from 13 exons. The record is from RefSeq and is a predicted model, not a curated record. Lineage: Eukaryota; Metazoa; Arthropoda; Arachnida; Araneae; Uloboridae. Bases 149 to 1237 code for a protein of 362 amino acids. Gene Ontology annotation, biological process: interstrand cross-link repair; protein monoubiquitination.